AGAUUCACCAACGGUUUGAGUUACAUUAGGAUUUUUUAUUCAGCUUUCCCCGGAGCAGCAGCAACCAACAAUGGCGGUUUCUCUCUCCUCGUCGUCGACGAUCACUCCCAUAACACUCCAGCCGAAGCUGAAACCGAUUCAUGCCAUAGGGACAGUAAACUUCGGUUAUUCGAUCAAUUCUCACGGUAUCUCUCUCCGGCGUAGCGCCGUGGUCGUGUCGGCCAUUACCGGCGCUUCAGGAACUGAAACUGCCGAUUUGCUGGAGACGGUGAAAGUCUCGGACUUGAGAGGAAACGAGAUUCCGAUCUCUGAUUUAUGGAAGGAUAGGAAAGCCGUUGUUGCGUUCGCUCGUCAUUUCGGAUGCGUGCUUUGUCGGAAACGAGCAGCUUAUCUUGCGGAAAAGAAGGAUGUGAUGGAUGCAUCUGGUGUUACGCUUGUUCUCAUCGGACCUGGAAGUAUCGAUCAGGCCAAAACUUUUGUGGAACAGACGAAAUUUGAAGGAGAGGUGUAUGCUGAUCCUAACCAUGCAUCUUACGAGGCGCUUAAGUUUGCUUCAGGGGUUUCGGUGACAUUUACACCCAAAGCUGCUAUGAAGAUAAUAGAGUCUUACAUGGAAGGAUACCGCCAAGACUGGAAACUCUCGUUUAUGAAAGAUACUGUUGAAAGAGGCGGCUGGCAACAAGGUGGAAUCUUAGUUGCUGGUCCUGGGAAAGAUAACAUCUCUUACAUCCGCAAGGACAAAGAAGCUGGAGAUGACCCGCCUGUUGAAGAGAUCCUAAAAGCGUGUUGCGCUUAAAAGGAAUCACAAGCAAAUCAUAAAAAGACAUCAUUGUUCUUAAUAGUAGAGUCAGUCUCUCCUCUCCUCCACAAUGAAUGAAAAUUCCAACUCAUUCGUUCAUAGGGGACAUAAACUUGAUAAUACUUCGUUCAAUAAAACGUGAUCUUUUUGUGUGUUUGUAAGAUACAAACCUUAAACAGAUGUAGUGUAUAUAUCUCUCAUUGUCGUCGA
Molecule: messenger RNA, 1009 nt
Organism: Brassica oleracea var. oleracea
Lineage: Eukaryota; Viridiplantae; Streptophyta; Magnoliopsida; Brassicales; Brassicaceae
Product: thioredoxin-like protein AAED1, chloroplastic
Exons: 9
Coding region: 71-796 (241 amino acids)
Molecular function (GO): antioxidant activity
Source: RefSeq, a predicted model, not a curated record